Messenger RNA from Physella acuta, 615 nucleotides. RefSeq lists its product as uncharacterized. NCBI's taxonomy places the organism in Eukaryota, Metazoa, Mollusca, Gastropoda, Physidae. The record is from RefSeq and is a predicted model, not a curated record.
AUGAUCUCUUCGGGUGAAACUAGAUCAGAGAUCGACUACGUGCUACCAGAGAACAAAGAACAUCAGUACCCGGCUCUGCUGGAGGUGCUGGAGGACCAGGCCAUGAGACUCAACAUCUUGGGCUACGGCCUGAGUGCCACAUCCAUGGAGGACGUCUUUGUGAAAGUAGGUGCGGGAGAGAGAGCGGAAGACGUCAUCGAAGAAAGUAUCAGAGAGAGAUCGACCUUAAAAUUCUCUAUAGAUCUGCUAGCGUCAGAAAAACUGUUCGGGAAAUUUAUGGAGUCUAAAAACAACGAAAGAGCUACCCUCUUCUUCCAGCAGUUGAAGGGAAUUUUCAUCAAGAAGUUGACCCUGUUCCGGCGUAACCCGCUGUCGUCGUGUCUGCUGCUGGCGGUGCCCGUGGUGGUGGUGCUGCUGGGCGUGUACGGGGACAUCGCCCGCCAGGUCACCUACGUGCCCCCCCUCGUCUUUAACCUUGACCGAUUCUCCGGGCUUGUCGUGCCCAUCUGGACCAAUGAAAACACGUCCCUGGACCUGGUGGAAGCCUACAAGAAACAGUUUCGGUUCGCCAAGUUCCCAAAGCUCCUGACGUAUGACGUCACUAAUAAGGUAUGA